Molecule: messenger RNA, 2599 nt
Organism: Pollicipes pollicipes
Lineage: Eukaryota; Metazoa; Arthropoda; Thecostraca; Pollicipedomorpha; Pollicipedidae
Exons: 10
Coding region: 197-1357 (386 amino acids)
Cellular component (GO): extracellular region
Molecular function (GO): chitin binding
Source: RefSeq, a predicted model, not a curated record
CCCAAGCUGUCGGAGCAGGAUGCUGGUCGCUGUGCCUGCCGACUGACCCAGCCACGCCAACCAGUGACGUCAUCAGUGCAAGUGAUGUUGGUUCGCCACUAAGACGCGUAUUCGAGGAUCUGGCCUCCUGGGACAUAGGAGACGGCCAGCUGCACUUUUACAACUUUGGAUCUAAUGAAUAAAGAUACUUCCAGCCAUGGGUUUUAAUAAAGGAUGGAAAGACCACCUCUGCAUGCUUUCAUGGCUACUGCUGCUGCCGCUGACGGCCGGCCAGGAGCCGCCCUACGCACUGCCAGAUCUGAACCUGGGCAAUCUUCCGGACACCUCAUUCUCCUGCGAGGGCAAGGUGGUCGGCGGCUACUAUGCUGACUUCGAGACCAACUGCCAGAUGUUUCACGUCUGCACGUUGGGCCAGAAAGGUGAAACACAAGACAUCAAGUUCCUCUGCUUGCAAGGCACCGUGUUUGACCAGAAGACUCGCGUAUGCGAGAGAUCGGAGGAGGUGCUCUGCUCGAAUGGUGCCGACAUCUACGACGUCAACAGGGAGCUCUACCACCAUAGCAACAAACACCAGCAGGAGUUCGCCGGAAACGUGACGGACUCCACGGGGGACGCGUCCGAGGCGCACGCCUUCCUGCCGCUCGACUCUGACUACCAGGACUCGGGCCGCUACCCGGCCUCCGACUACACGUACGACUACGGCACCGACUGUGCCGGCUACCGCGGCUGCACGCGCACCCGCUCCGAGGUGCCGCCGUUCCGGCCGCCCGUGCGUGAGCAGCGUGCUCAGCAGCAGCUGCCCAAGCAGCCGGCCUUCAGCCGGUUCCGGCAGACCCGUCCUUUUAACAGCGUGUCGACGACGACACCGAGCACCACUACGGCACACCUGGCGGCGCUGGAAUCGGUCACGGUGCCCAUCAUACCGGUUGUCAACGACCCGGACAGGCCCCGUGUGGUGGUCACCAACGGCAAGCCGUUCGUGCCCAAGCUGGACGCGUCGGACCUAGGCGCCCACGCUCACCCAGGAGGAGGAAUUUCCUUCGCUGGCGCUGCCGGAUACAAACUUCUCCUGCGAAGGCAAAGUCAGCGGGGGGCACUACGCCGACCCGGAGACGGACUGCAGGAUGUUCCACAUCUGCGUGAUCGGCCCGGACGACACGAUAACCGACUACAAAUUUUUGUGCGGAAACAACACAGCGUUCGAGCAGAAGUCAAGAACUUGCCAAGAAAUCGAGAAAAUCGACUGCGCCUCAUCUGUACUCAACUAUUACGUCAACAAUCAUUUGAUCAUUCCCACGUCGAAGUCAACCGGAAACAAAACGCCAAAGACCAAACAACAGGCAUCCACAGCCUAUGAUGACUAUUACGACUAUUACGAUGACUGACCGCGGAAUGUUCGCCGCACAUCGGCGGAAAAGAGCACAACCUCCAGUUCAGGCGCAGCGAUGAGCAUCGAAGUAUUAUGAUAUGCGUCGCAUUAAUUCAUUAAUGUCUUCGACAUUACAGACUGGCUGCGCUUCUUGCCGCGACUUUGUUUACAUUUCUCACGACGCAGCAUGUGUUUGGAGUCAUCAGUGUCCUUCGAACUCGACAAUUUUGUCUCUUCUUGCGGUGUUCGAAAGGGGCUGACCCCUGGAUAACCUCACCGCGUGACGACGCAGCUGUGUGCACGACGUUACACUGUUGCACACAAGCGAUCUUUUUUACAUUUUCCUUGAAGACAUAGCUUUAGUCGGUGAGGCUUUAUUUGCGGCAUCGAUCACCCGCGUCUGGCAGCGUCUGUUCCUGUUGUUCAAGUUUGAGACAACCUACCUGUUUACAUAAUGUUGUCUGUAUUGGUGGCGGGCGACAGUCAUGAUGAGCUUGGGCCGCGACUGUACCCGUCCGACGAGCACAUCGCGUUCCGCAGGGACGAGUCGGCGCUCCAGACAAGUACGGCCAUUCCCCUCGUGAAGGACAAAGCUCCACGUGCACACGUACCUGGGCUGUUCAUUAUAAUGCGCAACUAUCCGAGUAGUUCAUGUGUCCAUCAUUACGCAUCGCGCCUACACACUGUUAACCAACCGGUUUUCAUCCGGUACCACCUUCAUAGGUUUGCCGACAUUCGUUGGGUAGAUUGUGUCGCAUGUGCACAUGUACUCGGUACCAGUGGACUGCAUUGCGUACAUGCAUGUUCGAAUUGUGAGUUGCACACCUGUUUAUGUCGCCGUGGCAUAGUUCGACCGUCUUACGUGAUAGUGGACGUAUUUUUCCGUGUGAUUUAAAGCUUCUGGCAUCAAUGGUGAUUGUUACAUGCGUUGUUGCUGUACAAGAAAGAGAAUUUCAUUGCCAGGAUGAGAGUGUAGUUUAAAGCCAUCCAUGUAUCUGUACUAAAAUUUGUUAUUGUAUACGUUCCGUCUCGCUUUGGCACAUCAAAGAGCAUCCGACAUCUUAGACAUGUGGGGCUCCAAUAUGGUUACCACUGACUGAACGGAUAGCGUACGUGGAUGAAUUCUUCUGUGUCUCCAUUAGGAUUGAUAUGAUGAUGAAUCCUAUCACGGGCUUGAUUAGACGUGCCAUGACAAGCAAUAUAGCCUGUAUAAUGUACUGCAUUGUACUG